Fusarium fujikuroi IMI 58289 is the source of this 1776-nucleotide messenger RNA. RefSeq lists its product as uncharacterized. NCBI's taxonomy places the organism in Eukaryota, Fungi, Ascomycota, Sordariomycetes, Hypocreales, Nectriaceae. Bases 1 to 1776 code for a protein of 591 amino acids. The transcript has 4 exons. The record is from RefSeq and is a predicted model, not a curated record.
AUGGCCGACCCCAGCACGUCACUGCUAUCGACCGAAAAUGAAGCUGAUGAGUCUAUCACAGCUCGCGGAGAAAAGGCGAGACAGUUGAGUACCAGGGCGUGUGAUGCGUGUCGUGCUCGGCGGAGGAAGACUCAGGCACCAGCAGUUAUUUCUCCAGAGUUACACGUCGAGAGCCCGACUCACUAUGAAGAAGAAGACACGCUCCAUACAGAAGUACCGACACCACUGGGCAAUUCUCAUUUGACUCUGACAUUUGGAUCAUCGCCAAAUGCGCCAUCACCAAGUCGUCCACCGAUUCACAGCCAUGUCGCGCACUUCAAUCCGUCUCAAAAUGUCGAGUUAUUCGAGCAUCAGUUCCAGACGGAUGAGAUCUGUCCUCGGAGUUUGUUCAUGACCAUCAUGACUGACUACAUCGACCAUCUAUACCCACUCGUUCCCGUUGUUCACCUUCCGAGGUUCCGCGCCGACUUGGGGACGAAUAAGGAUCUCACGGACCUCGACACUCUACUGCUACUCGUAUCAAUAGCCUCAUUGACCGUAGGCUUGCUGCCGUCAAAGUUUGACAGUUACCAUGCACUGGCAGCUCGAUUCGGUACUCGGACGGCUAUGAUCAGCCACUGCUCUCAAAUGUGCAUCCGUCUUCGGCCUGCAGAUUAUUGGGACCAUAUCAGCCAUCGGAAAUGGGCUACUGCAUAUUGCCUCUCGAUCGGGGCGUUCCAAGUUGGACAGAUCAACCAAAGCCGCAUGUUUGAAGCCGAGUCGAUGCAGCUUGCGAGACUACUGGGCAUGCAUCUUGUAUCCGAGUAUGAUGGACUUAAUCCCAUUGAGACUCAACUACGGAAAAAGUCAUUCUGGCUGCAGCUCUACACCUUUGCGCACUCCAAGAUACAACCUGGCAGAUGCAAUUACUUGACAUAUCUCGACAACUAUACCAUUCGAGAUGUUAAUUUUGCUGCAUUGGAGCCUCUCAACAUCGUCGACGAGAACAUAACCGAGACAGGAAUUGUCGGCCAGCUUCCAUCAACACCAUCCGUUGGGCUACCGAACAACGCCGACUCAGCAGACGAUGCGCCUUUUCACUCCACAACUGUCUUCAUCAUGGCAUCUCGCGCGUUCCUAUUGGGCAUGCGGGAGGCCAUGGUCAAUGACGGUUGCAACUGUGGGUUCGGUAGAUCGCCAGAGGAGCGCCUGUCCAAGCUGAAAGAUCUCCUUGAUCAACUCAGAUACAUCCUGGACGGGCUGCCAACGCACAUGCGCCAAUGGGGACCAGGUGACAACUACCAAGCUUUCGACAAUGGCGGAAGGCGUCAAGGUGCUUUUACUGAGGCAAAUAUCGAGCAUUUGCAGAAUGAGAGUACCAGAGCCAACUUACAUGUAAGUCAUUUAUGGCUACAGAACUUUCUGCUUGAUAAAAUGGAUGUCGCUUUGCAAGAGAUGAAGGACCGCGAGGGAGAUGAUGCGUACAUCACAACGCAACUGAAGCAAAACUGGAGAGACCGCGAAGAUGUAGCCCGGCAACUUCUCCACAUCCUCCACAGCAUCCCCCAUGCCUACCUAGAGCCUAACGGUCUAUAUCUCAUCUACAAAGUCCGCAGCGUUGCGAGUUCCCUGCUGAACUGCCCCUUCGAGAUGGACAGGCAGCUUUCCCGCCGGGUUUCGGAGUAUAUCCAGGAGUUCACAAAAGUGCUGUCGUACCUGGACCGGAGCGAGAUUGUCAACACAGACGGCUUGAGGAGCUGGAUAGACGAGGGCCAGCAUGUGAACCAUGCCACUUAG